AUUCCGUCACUUUAGAACGCACAGGAGAGGAAAAUGGCUGACUCUGAGGAACGUGAUGAUGACAGCCAUGGUGGUGACAGCGACGAUGAAAUAGCAGAGUUACGUAUCCAGGCAUUACUGAGCAAGAGGGUGAAUGAAGCAGAGGUUUCUCCUGCUCAUGAGCCAACCCAUGAAAAGCAACGAAAUGUAAACAAACCACUUCCAACAGACAGAACACGGCCCUAUAGAUCAGCUCUGGACUUUGAGAAGAAUCAGACCAGCGAUAUAAGUGCAAUUCCUGUCCUUGGAGCUGUGACAUACAACAGAGGUUUCAAGAAAGAUUUUCAAGAUACUGGCCAGGAUGGAUACCACCAUGCGAACCAGAAUUAUCACCACGUGGGUCACGAAUAUCAAACAAGCCAGGAAUAUCAUAAUGUGGGCCAGGACUAUCGCCAUGUGGGACAAGGCUAUCGUCAUACGAACCAGGACAGAAACUAUUUUCAAGUGAGGAGUUAUCAGAAUUUUGGACAGAAUCGUGGAUGGCGAGGGGGUCGUGGUUUCGAUCGUGGGCAAAGAAGAGGCGGGCGAGGAAGAGGUUAUGGUGAUAGGCUUCAACAGUCAUACAACACUGUUAAGCCUCCAACCCCUCAGCUUGUUCUCCCACAAGAUAAAUACCUGGAGAAAGCUCCUCCCGAACCAAAUAAAACCAAAGAAAAAAUGAGUGCAAGAUGGCGUCGUAUUCAAGGAUCAGAUAGUGAAAGUGAUAGUGAGGAUAGUGAAUCUGACAGUAGUGACAGCAGCAGUGAUAGCAGUGGUAGCAGCAGUGGCAGCAGCUCUGGGAGCUCUAGUGGCUCGGAUUCAGAAAGUGAAAAAAGCUCUAUAGAUAAACGGAAAGUGUCUAAAGAUACCAAAAGAGAUGUAUCACUUGGGGAUAAAAAAAUUACCACGCCAGUUACAAGUGGGACUCGGCAAAGACAACAUUCUGGUAAAGGCCUGAUAUCUAAAUCCCCUCCUGCACAAAACUCUGCUCCUCAUAAUCCCCCAUCCACUCAUAAGGCACCUGCUCCAGGUAGGAGAGUAUCAGUCAGCCCACCUCCAAAGAAGUAUGUCAAUGCUCAAGUCUCACCACGACAAGUUACAAGAAGGGGAUCAACAAGUCCACCUAAUAACAGAUCAUGGGCAUCUCCUGAUUCGAAAGCACGUAGCCCAAUGCAUCUUCAGACAUCCAGAAGCCCUCCACCUAGAUCAGGUUUGAGGAGUCCAGGCCCUCCAGUUAGCUCUAGGGGUCUGUCCACUCACUCAAGAUCAAAGAGUCCACCACCAAGAAGAUCCAGAAGCCCACUACCAUGGCCUAAAGCAAGAAGUCCCAAGCGAGCUUCAAAAAGUCCUAGAUUACGAUCCAGGAGUCCCUUUCCAAGACGAGGUUCUCGGAGUCCAAUCCCAAGACGAGGUUCUCGGAGUCCAAUCCCAAGACGAGGUUCUCGGAGUCCAGUCCCAAGACGAGGUUCUCGGAGUCCAGUCCCAAGACGAGGUUCUCGGAGUCCAAUCCCAAGGCGAAGUUCUCGGAGUCCAAUCCCAAGACGAGGUUCUCGGAGUCCAUAUGCCAGAAGAAGCUCCAGAAGCCCACCUCUUAGAAGAAACUCCCGAAGUCCACCUCUUAGAAGAAACUCCAGAAGUCCACUUCCUCGAAGAAACUCCAGAAGUCCACUUCCUAGAAGAAACUCCAGAAGUCCGCCUCCUAGAAGAAACACGAGAAGUCCUUUGCCAAGGAGAAAUUCUAGGAGUCCAUUAUUUAGAAGAGGGUCAAGGAGUCCUGUUCCAAGAAGAAAUUCUAGAAGUCCUUUGCCUAGAAGAAGCUCUAGAAGCCCUUUUCCCAGAAGAAGCUCUAGGAGUCCUAGCUCAAGGGUGCCUUUGAGAGGUUCCUCUCCUCACAGACUUUCCAGAAGUCCAGUUAGAGGAAGGUUAAAAAGUCCUCUACCAGGAAGAGGCAAAAGCCCACAGCAGAGAGCCAGAAGUAAAAGUCCAUGUCUAAGAGGCAUCUCUAGAAGUUCACUACCAAGAAGAAGCCCAUUACUACGCAGAAGUUCAAGAAGCCCACUCCCUCACAGAGGUUCAAGAAGCCCAUUACCUCGCCGAGUCACAAGAAGUCCAUUACCUCGCCGAGUCACAAGGAGUCCAUUACCUCGUAGGGGAUCGAGAAGCCCUACACUUCGUCGUGCCACAAGGAGUCCACCUCCUCCUCGUAGAGUAUCAAGAAACUCCCCACCACAUAGAACUUCUAGGAGCCCUCUACCUCGAAGAAUUUCUAGAAGUCCUCUUCCUCGAAAACAUUCUAGAACUCCUCCACUGCGGAGUCCUUUCAUGCGUAAACUCUCGAGAAGUCCUCUACUUAAAAAACAUUCCAGGAGUCCUCCACCUCGGAAGCUCUCCAGGAGUCCUCCACCUCGGAAACUCUCCAGGAGCCCUCCACCACGAAGACUUUCCAGAAGUCCUCCACCACGGAGACUUUCCAGAAGUCCUCCUCCACGUAAAUUGUCCAGAAGUCCUCCACCACAUAAACUGUCCAGAAGUCCUCCACCACGUAAAUUGUCCAGAAGUCCUCCACCGCGUAAACUUUCCAGAAGUCCUCCACCGCGUAAACUUUCAAGAAGUCCUCCACCACGUAAACUUUCCAGAAGUCCGCCACCGCGUAAACUUUCCAGAAGUCCUCCACCACGUAAACUUUCCAGAAGUCCACCACCCCGACAUAUUUCAAAGAGUCCUCAUCGACAAAGACACUCCAGGAGUCCACCUUCUCACAGAGUUUCUCAUAGUCCACUCCACCGGAGACUUUCAAGAAGUCCUCCUCUAAGGCACUUUUCAAGAAGUCCUCAACCGCGACGGCUCUCUCGAAGUCCACUUCGGAGAUUUUCAAGAAGUCCAACAUCUCGCAGACCUUCAAGAAACUCACCUUUGCGACGGUUUUCAAGGAGUCCUCUCCCACAUCGUCUUUCAAGAAGUCCUCAACAACGACAAAUUUCAAGAAGUCCACCUCCACGGAGGAUUUCAAGAAGUCCAUCUGGCCGCGUGCUUUCGAGGAGCCCAAUUCCCCGACGUCUUUCAAAAAGCCCUCAUCCUCCUGGAAGAUCAAGGAAUAUAUCACCUCACCGUGUUGCUAGGAGUCCAUCCCUAAGGCGAACUCAUAGGACUUCUCCUUCCUCUCACAGAUCCCAUAGCCCUGGCCAUAGAUUACAGAGGCUUUCCAGAAGCCCAGCUACUGAAAGGAAGUUAAGUUCACACAGCCCGCCAUUUAACAGAAGGGGUCCAGUCUUACCCUUGAGGAGCCAUAGUUCUCCUGGGGAUAGGUCACCUAGUCCUGGCAUUAGAAGAGAUUGGGGACCUAGAGCUAAGAGAUCAAGAAGUCCUGGCUCCUUUAGAAGAUCUGUUAGUCCAUUUGGUAGGAAUUCCAGAAGUUUAUCACCACAUGGCAGGUUAGGAGGCAUAACUUCAGGAAUAAUAGAGAGGUCUCCAACAGGUGGUGGAUCUCCUAGAGGUUCAUUUCACCGGCAAGGAUUUGGACGGCCUACUGACAAUGUAGUCCAUAAUGAAAGAUUUUCCCCACAAAACAAUACAGUGUUAAGUGGUGUAAGACCUCAUGAUUUCACUCCAGAAUUUGGCCAUUUUCCUAUCAACAGACCUCCCCAUGUACCUUUAAAUGGCCAUCAGCCUCAGCACUUCAUGGGAUUCAAUGAACCUGUUCCAAGAGCUCCUGAUGAACCUGUAUGGCAGCAUCCAGGAAGGCGGGAAGGAAGGGAUCAGUUUUCACCUCAUCGAUUAUUGCCUGAAACGCCAUGGCAAGGUCAUUUCCAGCAAAGAGAUCGUACAGUGCCCCCUGUUUUCUCACAUCCUGAACAUAUUUUUGCACCAGGCAGAGGGCAACCAUUUAUAGCACCUGGCCGUGGCCGCCAGGGACAAGGGAUGCUGAUACCUCAUGGCCGAGGACAGGGUUUCCACGUACCUAGACUUUUAUCACCUCAGGCUCGUCGGGGUAGAUCACCUCCAAGACAUGAACCCACUGGACGAUUUGAUCAUGAUUUGCCGCCGCCUGGACCAAAUGAACGAAGACGACCAUUAUCACCUAAAAGACAAUUGACUCGAAUUCCAGAAACUUCACGAUCGGGCUCUCCUUUCUCUGCUAGACCACAGACAUUUCCACAUGCGGGAAGAGGAGGACCCAUAUCACCUCGAGGACGGAUUCCAACUGUGCAACAGAACAGGCGAGGUCCAAGAACUCCUCCGAUGCCAUCCAAUAGAAAAAUUUCUCCCCGACCAGGGACAAGGGAUGGUCAAAAGUCAUUAAGAGGACAGCAUACCUCAUUUCAGGAGAAUAAACCACCACUACAAACACGAAGACAAGGUUCUCCACACAUUUCUACACAUGAUAGACCACCUCCAUCUCGUGGUGGUCUAAACCAGCCACCUCAAAGACGUCCUGUUCUCGGGAACAGUCCCCCAACAGGCCAUCGUAUCCAAGAUAAUGUCACACACAAACAGCGGAUGCCAUUGCUAAGAAGUCACUCUCCUUUCCAGGGUGAUAGAAGGCGAAAUGAAAAGCAGGCUGAUGAUGUUAGAGAAAGAAAUAGAGAUGAAUCAAGUGGACAAGGUCAGCACGAUAGAAAGGAUCGGCGGUUAGAAUCACCAAGGAGAACAGAUAAUAGGCAAAAAACUCCUGUCCGAAAUAGAUCUCCGGGCAGACCACACAAUGUGAGAGGAAGUGGUGCAAUGGGUCGAGGCCGAGGUAGAGGAGGAAAAAAGCUUCAUAGUCCCUCUAACCGGAUGCGAAGACACCUUGGACCUAGAUCUGAUGCUUUAUCUAGUCAGCAACGGUCAAGAAGUCCAGGAAAUCGUGAGAGGAAUGUCAGUUCUGCCAACUGGGAUAAAAGAGAGGUGAAGAGUGACACGCAGGUGGAAAAGCUGGAGUCAAAACCCUUACAUGGCCAAUUUCCAGAAAGACAGGGGCGUAAUGGAAGUCCUUGGCUUGAGCCAGUAACUCCAGAAAAACAAGGGCAUGGUGUGCGUGAUAUAUCUCUUUCUCCAACUGGUAGUGUUAAUGAAAAUCAGACUAAGAAAGUGAAACAAGAAAUAAAAACAGAUGCAGCCACUGUUAAUAGAGGGAGGGAACGUGUGGAAAAGAAAGUUAAGGAAGAAGCUCCCUCAGAAACAAUUGCACAACAGACUGUUAAAGUGGAAGGCAAGUCGACCAAACCACAAGAUAAACUAGAGGCACGGCGUAAAAAAUUUGAAACAAAUAAUCCAGUGUCUUCUCAAGAGCAUCGGAAAAUAUUGUUAAAAUCUGUCGAACCUUCAAAGGCGGUAGAGGAAGAAAAGAAAAAGAAAGAGGAAAAGCCAAAGGAAGAAGGUGAUGACAAGAAAAAGAAGAAGAAAAAGAAGAGGGCAAAGGAUGAGGAGGAGGAUGAUGAUGCAUCAGAGAAAAGCAAGUCUAGUAAGAAGAAGAAAAAGGAGAAGAAGAAGAAGAAGGAAAGCAAGAAGAAGAAGAAGAAGCACAAGAAGGUAGAGAGUGAUAGCGAAGAGGAGGAAAAGCAAUCGAUUAUUACCAAAAACUCUAAAGAAGCCAAGAAGGACAACAUAGACUCAACAGACCUAAGGCAUAUGCUAAAGCGGAAAGUGGAUCCACCAAGUACUGUUACAGGUGGUGGUGUUGGUGUUGGAAGAAGCAGAAGCAAAGUGGAUGUGAGUGAGAGAGAGGAGAAACGUAGGAGAAAAGAUAAAGAAGAACCUACAAAGUCUGUGAUGCCUAGCAAGAGUAGACAAGUGGACAACAGACGGAAGAAGCAGCACGAAGGGAAGCCUUUGCUUGUCACUGUUGGAUCUGGCGAGGAUCGUCAAGUCACCUCAGGCAAUGUCCCAGAGAACCAGAUUGAUGAUGGAAAGUCUUCACACCGCUUGUCUGUCCACCUUCGCCUUGGGCCAGCUAAGGCACCAUGGGAAGACAACAAGUCUGGCAACACACAUGCAAGUAGUAGUGGCGGCAGCAGACACAAGAGACGUGACAAAUCCAAGGGUCAGCACAGUGGGGGAACUGUCAACAGAGUGAAGCUGAGGCGAUGAUCAUUUCAGUCUGCCUGGGAUGCAGUUUCUAGGUUGGCGCGUUGCUAAGAGGCUGCUCCACAUGACCUGGGUGGCUCUCACCCCUCUUCUUCUGUACCUGGAACAUGUUCUUGCCUCAGUUCUAGAGUAUACCAGAACCAGAGCCUCAAGCAUGUGCAUGCAUGUGUGUGCGUGUGUGUGUGUGGUUCUGCCACUUGUUAUUAGGUGGAUGCAAGCUUGAAUAUUUAGAGUAUUAUUUUGUCAUGUACUGUAUAUAAUUGUGAUAAUCAUGAGUUGUUCAUGUCAUGUGAUUGAUACCAAUAGUAAUAUCUUAAGGAUAAUCAGGUGUAUAUUUUGAGUUAAUAGCCUGCAUAUAUGUAUAUUACAGAAUGGGAUUUCCUAAAGGAUUGUAGGAAAUUAAUUUUGUUUAAUAUGCUGCUUGGAUAGGUGUAAGGCAUGUAAGACCUUCACAGCAAUACUCAGUAACCAAUACAAUAUUUUAUAGCAACUCUGCUACAUUCUCUCAAAUUAUCUUGUGAGAUUUUUUACUUUAGUUUGAGCAUAUCAAAAUUAUGACAGCCUCACUGAUUAACACACACCAGUGAUUGCAUUGUGUGUGUAUUAAAUGUAAUAUGAGAGUAUUAUUUUGUCAAGUAUUAAGAAUAUCAUCUAUGAAUAAUUUGUCAAGAAAUGUUACAGGAAAGGGUUUCUUUUUGGUAGUUAUGAAAUUUUGCUUUCCCUUCUGUAAGGUGUUAAGGAGCACUACCAAAUGAUUGAACUCAUUUGCUAGAAUUUUGUACUUGUAUAUUAGUUGUAAAGUCUCCAUUUGCUUAUUUUAAAAUGCCACCUUUCCAAUGUGUGUUUUUUGACAAUCCUUUAUUUUUCUGGUCAUGUAUAUGUAUAUAUGUGUGUAUGAAAUUAUAUAUAUAUAUAUAUAUAUAUAUAUAUAUAUAUAUAUAUAUAUAUAUAUAUAUAUAUAUAUAUAUAUAUAUAUAUAUAUAUAUAUAUAUAUAUAUAAUAUUACAUACAGUUUUUUCUUGUUUUUCUUUGGUAGCAUUUGUAUGAAAGGUUGUGUAGAGUAAUGUGUGAGAACUCUUUAUCAGUGCCAUGCAAGGGAGAUGAGGACAGUAUUUACAUGUUUCCAUUUCCAUUAUAAUAAAUCAAGGCAUUACUUCAUCUAUUCAUUCCAUUUCCAUGAAUAUUGUCAUGUUAUUCAAAAUUAAAACCAAAAAAUUAAAAUCGGCAUCAUUUUUCCCUACAGAAUUUUUUAUUGGUUUCACUCUGGAGAACAGUCAUUUUUACGUUAAUUUAAAAUGUUUAUAACAAGGGCACUAUGGAUGAAAUACAAAGAAAAUUUGUGUGCUUUUAUUAUAUAAAAAAUGUUUUACAGUACUUCAAUUUGAUCUAAGAUGAUGAACCAUGAAUGGGAGGAAGAGUUAGUUGGUGCUGGUUCAGUACAGUAUUUCAUUUUCAAGCCACUUACAUCGUGUUACUGAAGGAUGUCAGAGGUCAGGACAUGUGUACGAAUAUUGACCGAGGGCUUUGUGCAAUUUAUACGUGUAUUGUGGCACUCGAUCAUAUACAGUACAGAAGGAAUUUGUGUAUUUUGCCCACUACACACACACCCACCCCAUUAAACACACAAACCCUACCACGUACACCCCAAUAUACACAGACACCACACACCUGCGCACUAAACACACAAACCCCUCUAUAUGCCCCAAAAUAAAUUAUAUAUAUAUAUAUAUAUAUAUAUAUAUAUAUAUAUAUAUAUAUAUAUAUAUAUAUACAUACACAUAUACACACACACACACUGUAUUUAUAUAAUCAAUAUUAAUCACUAAAUGACCACUGCACCAUUCAUCGUCUGAUGAUCAAUGGUGCAGUGGUCACGGUACUGUAUUAUUAUAUUAUAUAAUACUAUAUGUACAUUAUACAACACAUACUAUACACACAUUGUUCUGUACUGUGUAAUUAAUAUUUAUCAACUUCUCAGCUUGACUUUUGACACCCUUCUACAGUAUUAAUUCAUAUAAUAUAUAUAUAUAUAUAUAUAUAUAUAUAUAUAUAUAUAUAUAUAUAUAUAUAUAUAUAUAUAUAUAUAUAUAUAUAUAUAUAUAUAUAUAUAUAUAAAAUACAGUACUGUAUUAUUAAAGGUAAAAAGUUAUUUAAAUUUUUUAAAUUAGUAAAGAUACACACAAAGGAAAUCAUUUAUUUUGAGGAAAACAAAUGUUGAUAUAUAAUCUCUCAAUCAUCUCAUCAAUUUGAUGUUUAUUAUAUUUAGUUCUUAAAUUCAUCCAUGAAAUAUCAUUCUGUUAAUACAAGUUUUAGUUUCUCAUUGAAUCAUCUCGAGUCACACAUUUGAUAGCAUUGUACUUCCACAAAUAAAUCUAUUGUUUA
This is a messenger RNA of Procambarus clarkii (red swamp crayfish), 8466 nucleotides long. RefSeq names its product serine/arginine repetitive matrix protein 2. The record is from RefSeq and is a predicted model, not a curated record. NCBI's taxonomy places the organism in Eukaryota, Metazoa, Arthropoda, Malacostraca, Decapoda, Cambaridae.